This is a messenger RNA of Megalobrama amblycephala (Wuchang bream), 2709 nucleotides long. RefSeq names its product caseinolytic mitochondrial matrix peptidase chaperone subunit Xb (gene clpxb). The record is from RefSeq and is a predicted model, not a curated record. NCBI's taxonomy places the organism in Eukaryota, Metazoa, Chordata, Actinopteri, Cypriniformes, Xenocyprididae. Gene Ontology annotation, cellular component: mitochondrial matrix. The transcript is spliced from 15 exons. The coding region runs from base 235 to 2106 and encodes 623 amino acids. Gene Ontology annotation, biological process: protein catabolic process; proteolysis. Gene Ontology annotation, molecular function: zinc ion binding; ATP binding; protein dimerization activity.
UGUAUCUGGCCAUGUACGUCACACUGACACACUUCAUGACAGCAGAGGUUAUAUCAUACUUAUCGACGCUAAACUUCAUCAACUUCAUCAUUUAUGAGACCAGCAGACACUGACACUGGCAUGAAACCUCUGAAAACUUUUAUUCUGCUCAGCUCCUAGUGUUAGAUUCGCUUACUGAAAGAGAAAUCGAUUUUAGAGGAAACUCGGACACAGAGUUCUAAUCUGCUUUUAAAUAUGUCCUGUUCAUGUAGACCUGCAGCGAGAGUGAUUAUAAAGUCCGUUCAUAAAGGUUUCUCUCGUUCACAUGUUCAGCUUUUCAGCCUCACUAGACCAGUGUGUGAUGAAGUUCAUCUACCUCGGUUCCUGCACAACAGAUCAUUUUCACAAACAGCAGUGUGUUUCGCCUCUAAAGAAAGUUCACCCAGAGAUGGUGACGGAGGAAAGAAGGGCGUAACUGAGGCUGGUGGAAAGCGGGUGUCAGGUGGUGGGGGUUCUGGGAAAGGUGGCAGUCAGCUGAGGUGUCCGAAAUGUGGAGAUCCUUGUACACAUGUGGAGACUUUUGUGUCCUCCACACGGUUUGUGAAAUGUGAAAAGUGCCAUCAUUUCUUUGUGGUUCUGUCUGAGACUGACUCCAAGAAAGGUUUGAAUAAGGAAGCAGAGAGCUCUGAGCAUGUUAAAUUUGCAUUAGCUCAGAAACCCCCUCCGCCUCCUAAAAAGAUUUAUACCUACCUCGACAAAUUUGUUGUUGGCCAGUCAUAUGCGAAGAAAGUGUUGUCAGUUGCCGUCUAUAAUCAUUACAAACGGAUCUACAACAACCUCCCAGCAGCGGGCCGACAACAAGCGGAAGCAGAGAAACAGAGUUCCCUCUCUCCCAGAGAAUUAGAGAUCAGAAGACGUGAAGAUGAAUACCGGUUUACAAAGCUGCUUCAGAUUGCUGGCAUCAGUCCCCAUGGCAACGCUCUGGGUGCGUCUGUUCAGCAGCAGACCAAUCAGCAAGCUCCUCAAGAAAAAAGGGGUGGGGACGUGCUUGACUCCGCUCACACUGAUAUUAAACUGGAUAAAAGCAACAUUGUGUUGCUGGGACCUACUGGAUCAGGUAAAACCCUGCUGGCUCAGACUCUGGCUAAAUGCUUAGAUGUGCCCUUCGCCAUCUGCGAUUGCACCACCCUGACCCAGGCGGGAUAUGUAGGCGACGACAUUGAAUCUGUUAUUGCCAAACUUCUGCAGGACGCCAACUACUCGGUCGAGAAAGCCCAGCAAGGCAUAGUGUUCCUGGAUGAGGUGGAUAAGAUUGGCAGUGUGCCUGGAAUUCAUCAGCUGAGAGAUGUCGGGGGGGAAGGAGUUCAGCAGGGUUUGCUGAAAUUGCUUGAGGGAACAAUUGUUAAUGUUCCAGAGAAGAACAGCAGGAAGUUGAGAGGAGAGACAGUGCAAGUGGAUACAACCAACAUUCUGUUUGUGGCAUCAGGUGCUUUCAACGGUCUGGACAGAAUCAUCAGCCGUAGGAAGAAUGAAAAGUAUCUUGGUUUUGGGACGCCCUCUAACAUGGGCAAAGGUCGUAGAGCUGCAGCAGCUGCAGAUCUGGCCAACAGUUCAGGGAAUGAACUGGACGCAAUGGCAGAGAUUGAGGAAAAGGACCGACUCUUGCGGCAUGUUGAAGCACGGGACCUCAUCGAGUUCGGUAUGAUCCCAGAGUUUGUGGGCCGUCUGCCUGUGGUGGUCCCACUGCACAGUCUGGAUGAGGAGAUGCUGGUGCAGAUUCUUACAGAGCCUCGUAACGCAGUGGUCCCUCAAUAUCAGGCCCUCUUCAGUAUGGAUAAAUGUGAGCUGAAUGUAACCCCAGAUGCAUUAAGGGCAAUUGCUCGUUUUGCACUGGAACGGAAGACAGGAGCCAGGGGUCUCCGCUCCAUAAUGGAGAAGCUCUUGCUGGAGCCCAUGUUUGAGGUGCCUCAAUCUGACAUCAUUGCUGUGGAACUGACUAAAGAUGUGGUCCAGGGCAAGUGUGAACCACGCUACAUUAGAGCUCCUUCCAAAGAAACAGAGGAAGAGUUUGACUCCGCCAUUGAGGAAGACAACUGGCUCAGACAUGCUGACGCCGCCAACAACUGAAUGUGAAGAUAUUUCUUCCAUAUCAUGCCAUUAUUGCUUAAGACAGCAAAAUGCCAUCAUUAUGGAAUCCUUCCAACCGGACCUAAACAGAGAGCAGUGUUUGUAGAUUUUUAAAUGACAGCACGAGGAUAAACAAUUUAUUACCAUUUAAUAUUGUGCAUUUAAUAACCUAAAGAGGAACGAUAUAAAAGUGUUAUUUUAAAAAAACAGAUACACUAACAAAGUAGAGCUCUAGCAUAUUUUCAAUCUCUGGUGAUCUGUCUAAAGAUAAUUACUCUAUACUUAUAAAGAUGUUAAUGGGUGAUUUUUUUUUUUUUUUUUUUUUUUUUUUUUUUUUUUCUUUUUGUCGGUGUGUGAACAUUAUAAGGGAAGUAUACGGAUUAUGUGAAAAUGUUGAAUUUAUACACAUAUCAGUUUCAGCAGGACACACUCUAGCUCACUGAUAUCGCACAUGUGAUUUUCGUAUGGCUGUUUUAACCAUGACGUUUAGUUCUGCAGCACAAGUUACAUACAUCUAGUUUUUUUAGGUUUUCCUUCUUGAGACAAUUGUUAACUUAAGAGCUGAACAAAAACAAUGUGAAAAUAAACUUGACAGAAGUUGCA